CUCCCAUCAUCACAAUUCCCAAGGUCGUGACACAAUGUCUGAACAUCCCGACUCACUUGUAUCUCCCAAAGCAUCUGACUCCGGCCUUCAUAUCCAACUUCACCCUCUAAUCCUACUCACGAUCUCCGAUCACAUCACCCGCCACGCAGCCCGAUGCCAGCAAGGACCCAUAGUCGGAGCGCUGCUGGGCCAGCAGAACGGCCGUGAAAUCACCUUAGAGCAUGCUUUCGAGUGUCUGGUAACGGAAGGGCCGAACGGGGAGGCUCAAAUUCCGGAUAGCUGGUUUGUAGAGCGAGUCCAGCAAUUCAAGGACGUGCACAAAGCGCCGGCGCUCGACCUAGUCGGAUGGUGGUCGACCUGCCCAUCCAGCGGCCCCAAUGCAUCCCACCUACCCAUCCACCGCCUGAUCCUCGAGAAGCACAAUGAAUCCGCGGUAUUUCUCGCAUUCCACCCUGCCGAGGUGGCCGGAGCAUCCUCAAAAGGCGGCAAACUGCCUCUCACCAUCUACGAGAGCGUGUACGAAGGAGGCGAGGAUGCCAACACCAACACCAUGCAAGUCGACAGCGAGGACCAGCCACCAACGUUGAGCAUCAAGUUCCGCGAACUCCCUUACUCCAUCGAGACCGGCGAAGCCGAGAUGAUAGGCAUCGACACCGUCGCACGAACCGCCCGCAACGCAGCCAUCUAUCCCUCGAGCACCAACACAGACCCAUCGCAAAUAAGCAAGGCCAAACAAUCAACCAAGGAACAACAGCAACAACAACAACAACAACAACAACAACAACAACAACAACAAUCAUCAACCGAACCAUCAGCCCUCCUCUCGCCCGAAGAAGAAGAGCUAAUUGCCAGCCUCAACACCCGCCUCAACGCCAUCCGAACCCUCGAAUCCCGAAUCUCACUCAUCAAAUCCUACGUCUCCAGCAUCUCCACCUCCCCCUCCAGCACCAGCAACAGCACCACCACCCAACAACCCACAACAACAACAACAACCCUCUCCCACCCCAUCCUCCGCAACAUCAACGCCUGCCUCUCCCACCUCUCCCUCCUCACCCCUCCCGCCAAUAGCGCCCUGAACCGUGAAACCCUCGCCCAGGCCAACGACGUCCACCUCGUCGCCCUCCUCGGCCAACUCAGCCACAGCAUCAGCAACAUGCGGGAACUGGGCAGACGCACCGCCAUCCUGAACAACGCCCGGCGGACCAUGGCCGCGGCCGCGCGGAAAUCCGGCCCGUCUGGCGGCUUGGGCUCUUUGGGUGGGAGCGGUGGUGGUGGGAGUGGCGGUGGUGUGGACCUGCAGAUGCGGAUGGCGGGGUUGCAGGGGCGGUAUGGUGGGGAGGAGAUGCUCUACGGGAGAAUGGGGGGCGGCGGGGAUGGGCUCUAG
Molecule: messenger RNA, 1384 nt
Organism: Aspergillus brunneoviolaceus CBS 621.78
Lineage: Eukaryota; Fungi; Ascomycota; Eurotiomycetes; Eurotiales; Aspergillaceae
Product: COP9 signalosome complex subunit 6
Exons: 3
Coding region: 35-1384 (449 amino acids)
Biological process (GO): protein deneddylation
Cellular component (GO): COP9 signalosome
Molecular function (GO): protein binding; metallopeptidase activity
Source: RefSeq, a predicted model, not a curated record